This is a messenger RNA of Ipomoea triloba (trilobed morning glory), 3487 nucleotides long. Its product is annotated as pentatricopeptide repeat-containing protein At4g33990-like. The transcript is spliced from 4 exons. Lineage: Eukaryota; Viridiplantae; Streptophyta; Magnoliopsida; Solanales; Convolvulaceae. Gene Ontology annotation, biological process: RNA modification. Gene Ontology annotation, molecular function: RNA binding; protein binding. The record is from RefSeq and is a predicted model, not a curated record. Bases 590 to 2518 code for a protein of 642 amino acids.
UCCGCCCACACCCAUCGCACUGUCUCUCUCUAUUACCCAUCUCAAUCUCUCAUCGUCUCUCUGUCUCCCACUCUUCACGUUUGCAGUCACCCGCCCUCGGCGUCUUCCGCUCUCCACCAUUGAUGUCUCCGGCUCUCCACGCUCGGUUUAUUCCCCUCUCCGCCCUCGAUGAAUAAUCGUAGCUUCCGCGUUUCCCGUUCACAGCCCUUGGCGUCUGCGGCUCUCUGCCUUCAGCGCUUUCAUGUUCGAAUCUCUUCUGUUUUGAAGGUAAUUUUCAACUGAACAACUUAUAAGCGAAAUAUUUAUUGAUUCCUAGUCUGAUUAACUCCUAACUUUCAAUAGUCCACCUAACAACUAGUCUGAACUUCUCCUGGCGAAAUACUUGGUGUAUGGACUGUAUUCUGCAACUGUAUAAAUAGUCCACCUGUUAAAAACCCUACUGUCAACGUAACAACUAACAGGAUUCAAGCUUUCAGAUUGCAAUAGCUGCAGAACUCAAAUUCGCGCACCCACUUUCUCCACAGUGCGUGCGUUUAUCUACAACGCACGCUUCAGAGCAUAGAAACCCUAAUUGGUUCCAGGUUGUGACAUGCACCCUGUUUUUCAAAAUUCCCACAAGCUGUUUGUAAGAUUUCCCAAACGAAUUUUCUCUGUCAGAACCUCAACAUACAAUGUAACUCGGAGCUCACAUUUCCAAGAUCAAGUCCAUUGUAUUUGUGGAAAUGAAGAUGAUAACGUAGUGUCGUGGACAUUGAUGAUUUCAAAUUUCGUGAAGAGAAAUCAGCCACAGAAGGCCAUUGAGCUUUUCAAGAGAAUGCUUACAAGCAAUCUAAAGCCCAACUAUGUGACAGUUCUAAGCUCCAUUCGAGCAUCUUCCUGUAUGGACUCAGACAAUUUGACAAUGGGGAUUCACUGUUUUGCUAUAAAAAUGGGAUUUGAAUUGGAAAUGCCUAUUAUAACAGCUCUUCUUGGUUUUUAUUCUGUUUGUGACAUGGAAGCUGCGUGGAAGUUGUUUCAACAGGCACCAGAGAAAGAUUUUAUUAUGUGGAGUGCAAUGAUUUCGGCUUUUGUGAAGAUUGGAGAGUAUAUUUUAGCCAUUGACCUUUUUAAAGAAAUGCAAUUCUGUGGUGUUCUACUAAAUUAUGUUUGCAUUUUGAGUAUCUUACCGGCUUGUGCAAAUCUUGGCAAUUUGAGAAUUGGGAGAGAACUACAUGGUUUUUCCAUUAAAAGAUCAUUCACCUCUCAUGUCAAUGUUCAGAAUUCGCUUAUGGAUAUGUACACCAAGUGUGGGAGUUUGAAAGAGUCAAUUUAUGUUUUUCGACACAUAGAACAGAAGGAUCUUGUUUCUUGGAAAAAUAUUAUUCUUGGGUGCGUAAAAAAUCACUGUCAUAGAAAAGCUUUGAGAUUUUUCUAUGAGAUGCAGUUUUGUUGCUUUGACAUAGAUGAAACUAUCAUAACGGAAGUGAUUGGAGCGUUCUCCAAAUUGAAUGAGACAAAAGCUGGACUGGGAAUUCAUUGCUUUGCACUAAAGUCAGGAUUUUUGAAAUGUAUUUCUGUCAUGACUGCGCUUCUUCAAAUGUAUGCUAACUUUGGAAGUAUUGAAACAGCAAGGAUUUUAUUUGAUUCUCUCAGCCAGAAAGAUAUCAUUGCUUGGAGUGCAAUGAUCUCGGCUUACGCCCAGAGUGAGCAACCCAGUAAUGCUCUGGCUAUAUUUAAACGGAUGCAAUUGGAACAUGGGAAGCCUAAUGAAUUUGCUUUUCAUAGUUUACUACAGGCUUGUUCUUCAAUGGCAGCACAAGAUGUCGGAGAAACUAUACAUACACAAGUUAUGAAACUUGGUUAUACAUCUAAUGCAUUUUUAGCAUCUACACUAAUUGAUAUGUAUUGUAAAUUUGGAAGAAUACACCAGGGAAAAACCAUUUUUGAUGAAAAUCCUGACAAAGAUCUCAUAUGUUGGAGUUCGAUGAUCAAUGGUUAUGGGAUCAAUGGUCAUGGAAAUGAGGCUCUUGAGUGUUUCUUGGACAUGUUGUCUCAUGGGAUACAACCAAAUGAUGUUGUUUUCAUAUCUGUUCUGUCUGCUUGUAGUCACUGUGGCCUUGAAUACGAGGGUUGGAACUGGUUCCACGCAAUGGAAGAGAAAUAUGAUAUUACUCCUAAACUUGCACACUAUGCUUGUAUGGUGGACAUGCUUAGCCGUCAAGGGAACGUAGAAGAAGCGCUUGAGUUUGUGAAUAAAAUGCCCAUUGAGCCAGAUAAGCGGAUAUGGGGAGCUCUGCUUGCUGGAUGUAGAAAAACUCAUGGAUCGAGUGAAGUUUCUGAACUAGUUGCCAAACAACUUAUUUCUUUGGACCCAACAAACGCAAGCUAUUAUGUCAUUCUAUCAAACUUAUACGCAGAUCAGGGCAGAUGGAAAGAGGUAGAAAAGUUGAGGCAACUAAUGGAUGGAAAGAAGAGAAAGAAAGGGAUGGGUUAUAGUGUUAUUGAAGUCAAUGACUUGAUGCAUAGAAUGGAAUUAUAAUGAAGAGCAGGAAUAUAUUCAACAUUCUCGUGUCAUUGAUGUUCUUCACAGAUCAAUUGCCCAUUCCAGCUCCUAGUUCUCGGUGCGCCAAGACCAGGAAUAUAUUCUAUUGUGCACUGUUAAGAGUUCCACAUUGAUAAAAUAAGAGAGAAAAUAUGGGUUUAUAAGGUCAUGGGAGCCCCCGGGAUUGCAUCCAGAAGAUCUAUGUAAAGGAGGAAACCACCUGUUCUGCAGCCUGCAGGAGCAUGCUAAAGGAGGGAAAUGCAUUGUUUUCACUCAAACAAAACGUGAUGCUGAUAGGUUAGCAUAUUCCAUGAAAAGAAGCCACAGAUGUGAAGCAUUGCAUGGAGAUAUCUCACAGAACCAGAGGGAGAGAACACUAUCAGGUUUCAGACAAGGUCACUUCAAUAUAUUGGUGGCCACUGAUGUUGCUGAACGUGGUUUUCAUCUGGCAACCAAGAAAGUGUGAGAGAGCGGACACUCAUGGAAGAACAUGCAAGAGACAGUUUUGAGAAUCUUCUUUUUAGUGUUUGCUGGUUCAGGGAAUUUACUGGUUCCUAUCCGCAGAAUAUAACAUUUAGGCCAUUUGUCAUUUACCUCUUUUAGAAUUUUGUGCAUUUGUCAUUCUGUAAGAGGGACAAGAUGCUUGAAUCCAUUACUACAUCAAUGGACUCUAUCUUGGACACAAUGAUGGAAUAAAUGCUGAAGAUCUAUGGAGGUACAUUGGGGCAUUCGUCGUGGGCCUAGAGCUGAAGUUGUCAAAGAGUUCAAGCUAACUACAAAAGGACUCACUAUAGAAUUAUUUCCUAUUUUGUACAUAUUGUUUUAGAUAUAAGCCAUAUUACUUGUACAUGAAGCUUGCAACAUACUUUAAACUAGCCUACUUGUGUUGCAUGUUGAAGCUUGGCACACGCUUGACAUUUAUUGCUUGAAAUUUUAUGAAAUCAAUUUUCCAAAAUCACUUGCUGA